Molecule: messenger RNA, 918 nt
Organism: Talaromyces stipitatus ATCC 10500
Lineage: Eukaryota; Fungi; Ascomycota; Eurotiomycetes; Eurotiales; Trichocomaceae
Product: 3-oxoacyl-[acyl-carrier-protein] reductase, putative
Exons: 3
Coding region: 1-918 (305 amino acids)
Source: RefSeq, a predicted model, not a curated record
AUGCCUGCUACUCUCGAUUCAAGUGCUGUCUGGUUGAUUACCGGUUGCUCAUCCGGCUUAGGCAAAUCCUUUGCCCAAGCAGUCUACAACCUAGGCCAUAACGUCGUCGUAACCGCUCGCAACACAAGUACCCUCUCCUACCUCCCCGAUGAUUCUCCACGAGUGCUCAAAAUAAAACUCGACGUUACUUCCAAGGAAUCCAUCAUCAACGCCGUCAACUCCACUGUAGAGAAGUACGGUCGUCUAGACGUUGUCAUCAACAAUGCCGGGUAUGGACUCUUGGGGGAUUCUGAGAGUAUACCCGAAGAGGAUGCGCGAAUGGAGAUUGAGACUCUAUUUUGGGGUCCGGUAUUCCUGAUGCAGGAAGCGGUGCGAGUGUUUCGAGAGGUCAAUAAACCUCGACACAACGUCGGUGGGACCAUUGUCAACAUUAGUUCGAUGGGAGGAACGAUCACAGUUGGCGGUAACGCUUUUUACCACGCUGGGAAAUUCGCGCUAGAAGGCUUCUCAAAAGCCAUGGCGCAAGAAAUGAAACCAGAGUGGAACAUUCGUUUCCUCCUCGUCGGCCCCGGAGGCGUCCGUACAAACUUUAUGAAUACUCCAAACAGCGGCUUAAAGCUUGCGCCACGACAUCCGGCGUACAACACUGGAGAUGAUCCUCUGAGCCUCUUGUUGGGAUACACCAACAGUCCGGACGCACCAAAGACUUGGAGUGAUCCCGACAAAUGUGCGCGUUUACUUGUUGAUACGGUUCUUGGUACUACUGGGAAAGAAUUGCCUAGGAUGUUGUUGAUGGGCGCUGAUUCGGUGCAGUAUGUCAAGCUGGAGCUGGAGAAACAAUUGAAGGAGAUCGAGGAUUGGACAGUGGAGAGCAAGAGUGUUUCUCCUGGCUCAGCAGAUCUAUCGUUUAUCGGGUAG